AUGGCUCUGUUUGACAUCAGGUUUACCGAGCAACAACGAAAACAACUUCAACGUUGGUUGAUAGCGUUGAUAUUUGGUCAGGCAGCGAUUGGGCUCGCACUUUUUCUCCUUGGAGUCUGCGUUUCUAGUUCAAUUGGAGCGAAUCUGCAUUCCGUGGAUCGAAUAGUCGUUGAUUGGGUCUUCACCGUUCUAGCGAUGUACGGUCUAUAUGUCCUGACUCAUAACCUUGUUGGUGCAAAACUUUGCUCCAAUUUCAUCCGAUUCGCCGAAGGUUCUGGAAUGAGUUUACGUUUGUUCGUCUGGACGUUGGUGGGAAUAAUAGUUGUCGGCGUUGGUUGCGUUCUCGGUAGUGUUUCCCUCAUUACGGCAGAUCAUUUGAUUUCUCAAAUCCGUCGAUCGCUUAACCAAGGCAUGAUGCAAUACCUGGCCGAUCCAAAAUGGAAACGUACUUUGGAUAAAAUGCAAGUACAGAUGAAAUGUUGCGGAAUAGAAUCGUUUACAGACUGGCAUAAAAUAUUUUGGAUGCGCCGAGAUGUCUUUGAGGAAGAUUCGUCAAUUAUUUUGGAGUACGCUGAGCUGGAUGGGCGCGUGUUGCCUCCGGUGGUUCCAUGGAGCUGCUGCCGAUUUGAUGUGAAAAGCCCUUGCUACCAUGACCCAUUCCAACUACAAAAUCCCGAGCAAGAUCUUGCAGCAGAUACCCUACACGUACAGGGUUGUCUUACCGCUAUGAAAGGACCCGUGCUUGGAGCCUUGUUUACCACAGUCGUUCUUCUAUUCCUCCAAUUCGUUUUGCAGGUCGUGAUCAUUCUACUUUCAAGACUCACGUUUACAGCUGCUAGGAACGCUGUCGCUCUUGGAAAUCGAAAUGGACAAUCUUCAGGGUGGAUCUACGGUCGGCUAGAUUUUGGUAACGCUACAGGACCGAAUUUGUAUCAAAUACAUCGAAAAUGUAGUGGCCGAGGUGACGUCUUGGUAGACCUGAAACCUUUAGUAUACACCAGUGACACGGAAUGAAAAAGAAGCCAACUAUUCGCGACGCUUGCUGAAAGUUGAAAUUGUAACUUUUUAAAGUGUAUUGAAACAAAGUGAGAGACUACAUUAGUCCAAAUUGACAAAAUUUAUUCCGGAAUUCGUAAUAGCUGAAUACAGAAAGUCGAAAGUAUUAUACAUAUAUCAAAUCAAUUAUCCACAACGAUCCUGCAAAUAUAUUUUAAGUUCAAGAA
Messenger RNA from Athalia rosae (coleseed sawfly), 1223 nucleotides. Its product is annotated as photoreceptor outer segment membrane glycoprotein 2. Lineage: Eukaryota; Metazoa; Arthropoda; Insecta; Hymenoptera; Athaliidae. Gene Ontology annotation, cellular component: membrane. Bases 1 to 1014 code for a protein of 337 amino acids. The transcript has 6 exons. The record is from RefSeq and is a predicted model, not a curated record.